This is a messenger RNA of Drosophila simulans, 694 nucleotides long. RefSeq lists its product as uncharacterized. NCBI's taxonomy places the organism in Eukaryota, Metazoa, Arthropoda, Insecta, Diptera, Drosophilidae. The record is from RefSeq and is a predicted model, not a curated record. The transcript is spliced from 4 exons. Bases 108 to 599 code for a protein of 163 amino acids.
AUUCAAAGCGCAAUCGAAGUAGGGGAAAACGGUUUCAUUUUUUCCUUCAUUUGAUGGCAAAUUUGCUUUUACUGUCAAUGCGUUGAACAAAAUUUCUGGUUACCAUUAUGAGCUUCCCCUUUCGUUUUGUGAACUUUGUGCUGCAGUUGCUAACGGCGGUCCUGGAGGUUGUGGCCCUGGGUCUGCUCAUCCGGAUCCUAUCCACGCACUGCGUCCUGGGCGAAGAGUACGGCAUAUCGGUGUGGAUGUACACCUUCAUCCUGCCCGCCAUCGCCUGUCAGAGCGUGGUGCUCGUCAUAUUCCGGCUGUGCUGCACCACCGUGGGCCUCGAUCCAAUUGCGAUGACGUUUAAUUUCGCCAGCGGCUUCCUGUGCCUAGGAAGCGCACUUACCCUCCUGGUGUCCAUGGUCGAUCACUGCGGCAACGAGUUCGCAUUCAUAUUCUAUAUGUCGAGCGCCUUUGGCGUAAUCGCUGGGGUCCUGCAUUUGCUGAAUGCCUGCGUGUGCAACGUUUACAUUCCCAGCGGCGAAUGGUCUUAUAUGAAACCUUCGAAGAGGGCAAGGAAAAAUGAGCUGAAAAAUCCUAGACGCAGAAGCUAGUGAUGCUUGCUGGAUGUUUGUGCAUAUCUUGAGGAUAUAAUUUAUUGGUUGUAUUACUGCUUUUUUUUUACUUAGCUAUCCUAUAUUAAAUUUAU